Messenger RNA from Debaryomyces tyrocola, 2028 nucleotides. The record is from the annotation of a GenBank genome assembly. NCBI's taxonomy places the organism in Eukaryota, Fungi, Ascomycota, Pichiomycetes, Serinales, Debaryomycetaceae.
AUGGAUCGGAACUCAAUUUCAUAUAAUCGAUUGGAAGGAGAAGAUGAUGAAAUUUCAAGUAUAGAUUCCAAUCCAAGAUUAAUGGAGUCACCUAAAUUAUACUCUAAUUCUUCUAAGAAAGUGGACCUAACAAAGGAGGCUAGUGUUACAGAGAUGAACAAGCCCCCAGAUUUGAAGUUUUUAGCUAGUGCUAACUUUUCAUCUGAUUCAUUACCAGAUUCCAAUAAUUCUGUGUUCAACCCAUUUGGUCCUAGUGGUGCGCCAAGUACAUGUUUAAGCCCAACGACUAAUGGACCUAAUGCUAACGAAAGGAGAUAUUCGAAUUCGUCGUUGACCAACUCACCUAUCUUACAAGCUUCAGCUUCAUCCCACAUAAGAUCAAACUCCAAUUCUGGCAGGGCCAGGCCUAAGUCGGCCAUAUUUAUGAUGGACUCUAAUCAUUACCCAAUUUCGGAGGAUGGCAGCCCAGUACAAUCUGCAUUGAACACCCCUCGAGCCAGGAAUUCCAUUCACCUCGCUACCACGAAGAAUAAUUACUUACCUCCACCUACAAUUGUACCUCCAGUUGCUCCUAAGUCUUCUUCAAGGUCAUCUUCACCUACAAGGUCUAUGUCACCUACAAGGUCGACACGUUCAUAUAGAUCAAAGUCGCCUGUUCGCCGCUCAUCAUCCCCUACUAAGAGUUACCAGCCUUUUAAUUUUCAACCUCAAGAGCUUAUGAAUAACGGAGCACAAACAUUACAGAUAAAACCUGCUCACAGAAAAGGACAUAAAUACAAGCAUUCUUCUGUUUCUAUGAAUUUGUUUCAGGAACCCCCACCAGCAGUGAACAAUAACAAUGAAUUGCUAACCAUUGCUGAUCUGUAUCCUAUUCCUACCUUCAAGGAAUCACUUGCAUCCAUUAAUUCUAGUCAAAAAUCUAAAUUAUUAUGGUCAUUUUGUCAUUUAGCUUUAUCAUUGGUGGUAUUUUUAGUAGGUUUUAAGUUCAAACUACCAUCUUUAUCAACUUUAGCUCAUUUGAUUUUUUAUGAUUCGUUAGGCACUUUGGUUAUCGUGUUUGUAGAUAUUAUGUCUAACUUUGAAGUUUGGAAUAAUUCGUCAAUAGCAUACCCAUUUGGAUUAGGACGCCUAGAAGUUUUAGUUGGUUUUGCAUUGAGUGCAUCUUUAAUAAUGGUGGGCUGUGAUUUGAUUAGUCACUCUUUAGAAGAAUUCGUUAUAUCUAUGGUGGUAAAGGAUACCUCAGUUGAGCAUGAUGGUGAACAACACCUGUCACAUCAUAUCCAUGGAGAACAUGGACAUCUGGCUAAUUGGUUUGUAUAUGAAUUGGUUUUAGUCAUCACCGUAAUUGUGACUUUAAUAACUUCUAGGUAUAUCUUAGCUUAUGAUAGAAUCAGUGAAAUGAUAUCGUCAUCUGAUGAAAAGGCCACUUUAGUUACAUCAAACCGUAAGUUGAAAGGUGGUCUUUUGGAUAGAGAAAUGAAGAAAAUUGAAUCGGAAGCUAGACCUUUAAGUUUAGACAGCUUGCAAAAGUUUGCCAACAUUAUGGCCAAGAAUCCAACUCAUUUAUUAACUUUAACGUAUUCUAUUUGUUUAAUGAUGGUCCCAUUGCUCCCAUCCAGCAUAAUCUCACAGAUUAGCAUAGAUAUAGAUGAAGCUACUACCUUAAUCAUUGCUCUUUUAUUAUGUUACGGUGGAUGGAGAUUAGUGAAAAUAUUGGGUGGUGUAUUAUUGUUAUCAUAUCCUUACUCCGACUACGAUUAUCAUGUUUUAAAAUCGUCGAUUAUCGAUAAAAUUUUAAGUCUUGACUGCUACAAAAACUCGUAUAAUAUUGAGAAGUUAUUCAUAUCGAAGUUUAACUAUGAGUUGUAUGUUGUUGGCUUGAAAAUAACUAUGAAAGGUGGUAAUCCUGAUGAUGAGUCAAGAUUGAGGUUUGAAAUUAAUAGAAUUAUUCAGAGCUCUGUUGAGAGAGUAGAUAAUAGUGUUAGAACCAAUAAGAUAGAGGUGACCAUUGAUAUCAAUAGAUAUUAG